Callithrix jacchus (white-tufted-ear marmoset) is the source of this 1243-nucleotide messenger RNA. The record is from RefSeq and is a predicted model, not a curated record. Lineage: Eukaryota; Metazoa; Chordata; Mammalia; Primates; Cebidae.
GUUCUAAUGUAGAAUGUAAACCUAUAUUCUCUCUAGGGCCGAAUCAUCCUCACAGGAAUCAGAUUCACCAGAGCAGAUUCCCCAGGGGAAUCUGAUUCCUGUGGGGAUGGUUCUGUCCUAGGGAGAUAUAGGCUUAGCCAAGCUGGAAAUCUCAUGUGCGUAUUUACCAGAUUCUGGGGUUGCUGGCAAACCAUUUUCAGGCAUGAUCUGAUUCAAAUCUUUUAGACCCAGGCACACGGUGGCUCAUGCCUGUCAUCCCAGCACUUUGGGAGGCCAAGGCGGGCAGGCAGAUGGCUUGAGCCCAGGAGUUCAAGACCAGCCUGGGCAACAAAGCAAGACAGCAUCUCUACAAAAAAAUACACAAAUUAGCCGGGCAGUGCCCUGUAGUUCAGCUGUUCAGGAGGCUGAUGGGAGAGGAUCGCUUGGGUCUGGGGAGUUGAGGCUGCAGUGAGUUGCGAUUGUACCGCUGGGCGACAGAGCAGUAACCUGUCUCUAGAGAAAGAAAGGAAAAGGUGAUAUCCAUUAGAGCAGUGAUGUUAUUUUCCUGUUUAUUUCCUUGCUAUAUUCCUAAAAGAAUAUACUUAAUAAACACUGAAUAAAUGAGAAGCAUAAAACCAUGUCCAUUUCAUCUUGGAUUGAGUUGCCUGCUUUCUACACAAAGAAAAUAGAUCCCAAGAGGCAAGGACCAGUUGCACUCACACAGGAAGCGAACCAUGUUCACUGAGCAGCAGCUGAAAGAUCUGAACGUCCUAUUCGAUGAGAACCCAUACCCAAACUCCAGCCAGCAGAAAGAAAUGGCCUCGAAACUAAACGUGCCCCCCACAGUACUGCAGGUCUGGUUCAAGAACCGCAGAGCAAAGCUCAGGAAAGACAAAUGCAGGCGCCCUCAGCAAAAGGAAGAGAGUCCACAGCCGCCGGGCCCGGAGGGUGGGGUCAGCACCAGCGUCAGCCGGAGACCUGCAGACGCGCCACCCAGAUUGCCCAGCGCCGCUCGCCCGGUCGGCCUGGUGUACACGGGUCAUCGGGUACCCUCGUUCCAGCUCAUCGCAUACCCCAACCUCAAGGUCCCCGCACAUGAGUUCCUUGGCCACAGAAUGGUCCAUUUUGGCUGCUGCCAAGAUCCUAACGUAUACCUCCUCUACCCCAUUGUGUAACCCCAAGCUUCCGCUCCAUGCUUCAGUUCUGCUGCUUCUGCCUGCUCAUCUCUACAAAGUCAAGAGAGAUGAUGAAUACAGAAAGUCAC